This is a messenger RNA of Astrephomene gubernaculifera, 2269 nucleotides long. The record is from the annotation of a GenBank genome assembly. Lineage: Eukaryota; Viridiplantae; Chlorophyta; Chlorophyceae; Chlamydomonadales; Astrephomenaceae.
CAUGUGCCUUAGUUUGGUGCCUGAAGUUUGGCGCACAACACGAGCCCGGCACAUCAAGGCACAAAGCGACCGUAUAUAUCGUAGGCGCCACAGUACGGGUAUGUUUUUUGCUUUUUUCCCCCGCAAAGAACGCGUUACAUGCACGGUUGGUUACACAACAUAAAACUUACAUUACAGCAUACUGCCCAUAGUAGUAGACUUAUGGGGACGGAACGGUUGACAGCUAGCCAGACCCGAGAGCCUACGCACUUCGGCUUCAAUGUCCUACCUGUUGUAAUUAAUUGCUUGUAGCGCAAACACUCACAGGAAUGGGUGUCUUGCGUACAGACCCUUGCCUCUAUAGUCAUAGCCCUAGUGACCGCAUUAACUUACCCUUGCAUCAACCAAAAGCUCGUGGCUCGGUAUGGCGAUUAGCUCUGCGUGCAACUAAUGAAGGUCAAGGACAAGUCCACGCAACACAGCCUAACGCUUCUGCUUCGACGGGGUCCUCACAACCAUGGACGCUUAUGGGUAGAAUGGUCUCACCUGACCGCAUCCAGCUGUCGGAGGAGCAAAGAAUAGCGCUUAUCGCCUCUGCUGCAGCCCAGCUCAGCGGCGCCGACCCUGCAGCCUUCACGGAGCAGGUCCAGGAGCUGCUGCUGCUGCUGCCCUCGCUGCGCCCCCGCCUGGCGUCCCUGCAGCCCGCGCUGCUGGCGGAGCUGGCUGGCAACACGGCAGCGGUGGCGGGCAAGAUGGUCCAGCUUCGUGAGUGGUUCCCCUCCGCCGACCUGUGCGCCCUGCUGGGCCGCCACCCCGGACUGCUGACGGAGGCGGGGGGGUGGGGCGGCGUGCGAGAGGCGCACCGCAAGCUGCACACCAUGUUCCCGGAGGGGGGCGUGGAUGAGAUGGUUACCCGCCAGCCUCUGCUGCUGGUGGAGGAUGUGGACUGGGUGGUGGGCGAGCUGGAGAGACUGCUUUCAUCCGGCGGCAGCAGCAGCGGUGGCAGCAGCAGCGGUAGUGGCAGCAUCAGCUCCGGCACUGGCGCUACCAACACCCGUCAGCAGCAGCAGCCCCAGCAGUCCGGGUGGUGUGCCCGGUUGCUGCGGGCCGACCCCGACCUGCUGCUGCUGGUCGCCAACAACCGCAAACUCAGUCUGUGGUAGCAGCCGCUGAGGCUGAGGCUUGAGGCCCGAGAGGGGAGGGAGCUGGGAAGGGCCUGAGAGUGGGGUCGGCGGUGCGGCGGCGAGUGGUGCUAACACAGGCGUGGCAGCGCGUGAAGCAGCAGGACUUGCAGCAAAGGACCAGGAGCAGACGCGGCGGCGGCUAAUGCCUGGUGUGGACGUGCGGCUGAUGCUGCUGCGCAACCCUGGAGUGGUGACGCAGGUGCAGCGGGGCGGGGGCAGCCUGGGGCCGGGGGCGGAGUUCAUGGUGGACUGGUGGUGAGGGGGGGAUGCAGGGAGGGAGAGGGGGGAGAUAGGGAGGAGGUAGGGAAAGAGGAGGAACUGACCAGUGAGUUGAGGAGAAGGGGUGGUGACUGAAUGGCGAGGGAGCGAGGAAAGGGGGGAGCAGGGAGCGGAGGAGAGACGACAGAGAGGAGGAGUGGGAGAGGGGUUGAGAGGAGAACGCGCGGUGAGGCAGCAGGUGGCAGCAGGAUGUCUCUGUCUAGGAGGGUGCGCGAACCAUGUACCGGUAUGAGAGGCGGUACAACAGAGGCGGCGUUCUUUUUCCGGAUAAGAGUGUGAAAGUAGUUGGACUUGUGGCAUGUUGGCGUGUUUGCAUGACCCGCGGGUCACAUUAGACAGUACGUACCCAGCGCGCAUUAGAGAGGUCAGACCGCAAUCCUGGGGCGGACCAAGGAAGUGCCCACAUGCAUGCACAUGCCCCCAGCAGAUCUGUAGUGAGAUCAGCAGUAAGGCUGAUGGCACCCGGACGGCACAAGAUGUAUGAAUGCUGCUGGUACUUAAUUGCUAUGGUUGGUAAGGUCAAGCGUGGGAAGGUGGAAUGCUGCUUGCAAACCUGGCUGGCUGGCUGACUGCCUUUAUCGAUUGUACGGUAGCGCGCGGCUUGGCCGCCGUACAAUGCGCCUGAAAGCGGCUAGUCCAGCAGCGCUUGGUGAAACGUCCAGGCAGCAGACAACAAGGGAUACCGUAACCACACACAAAGGGGAUGCUGCUAAUUCAGACGGCUGCUCAGGCUCGCACCUGACGCCCCGAGUGCUCGUUAGCUGACGACGCACUCUCGUACCACCGCACUAGCAGCUAGUGUACUUGUACCUUCCAUCUAGCGUGCA